Messenger RNA from Mesorhabditis spiculigera, 2667 nucleotides. The record is from the annotation of a GenBank genome assembly. Lineage: Eukaryota; Metazoa; Nematoda; Chromadorea; Rhabditida; Rhabditidae.
AUGGCCGCAGAUAACGACGACAGUGACAUCGAGGUCAUUGAACUGGAUACCUCGACCGAGGACGUCGAGCUGGAAAUAGUGGAAGUCGCCAAGCCACCGGCGCCCAAGAAGAAGCGCUCCGAGUUUCCGCCACAACUGCAGAAGCGCAUCCCGAUGUUGUACGCGGCUGAGAAUGGCAACAUCUUUUGGGCCCUCGACUCGCUCAUCUAUCACCACUUCGAGUCGCGCACGUUCCGUCUACAAGAGCCGGCGCUGCACAGGAAAUGGCAGAUCAGGGCUGCCGAACAAGGGCUAGUGCCGACUACAAACGCCGAGUCAUCCCAUUUCUCGAAACAGCAAGCUCGGCUGGAAGACAAGAAGAAAAUUGCGGACGCCCGGUUCAACGCGCGUUCCACGGCUCUGCCGAAGAGCUACGUCUACCCGUUGCAUCAGGAGAAGGUCCCGCCACCUGAAUUCCGGGAAAAGGACGAGGAUGCUGUCGUUGACACGAUCGAAUUCAUUUGCGAGCUGGCUGACGACAGCACGGCCGCCCGUCAAGAAGCACUUCAGCUGAAGCGCGUCUACGCGAAUUAUCAGCUGAAAAAGGCGGCGCCGGCAUGCACUUUGGAAGAGCUUCGGCACGAAAUCGUGGAGGGCGCCCGCUGGCGCUUGGGAAUGUCGCUGAGCACGCAGAUCAUCGGCCCAUCACUCGCCACACUUUCGAACUGGCUGAGCCUGGCCCCGGAUCGCGAGCUGUUUUCAAACGUCGGUGAGCCGGUCGCCCUGCUCCGUGACGUCGAGCCCGAUCCGGAGAGGUUUGAAGUGCGAGCCGUGAUGGAGAAUAUGCUUGAUAUGCUCUCCGACUUCUCCGCGAAUCGUCAGGACCACAUGGCGGCGGUGGUGAAGGAGCUGAAUCUGAGGAUGUACACUGGAACCGAGCAUCAACAGCCCUCCACUAGCCAGCAAUCCGCUUCUGACGCCAUCUGGGUCGGGUAUCCGCUUGCACAUCCUUGCGUCUACAAAUUCUCACAAGCCGCCCAGAUUGAGCGAUGUGUCGACGCAGAGGUGGCGAAGGCGCUUUUCGAAGUGGUUGAUUUGGUGGCCAUCGUCGAAGCGGACAACGCGCUGAACGCCGUCACCUUUGGCCAGCAGUGCCUGAACGACGCGAACUAUUGCCGCUACACCGAGGAGCAACAGCUGGAGCUAGCCCGGGCGGGUAUUCCGAAGAAGAGCCGCGCGCAGCUGAAGCGGCUUUUGGCGUCGUACGGUGAUGACGAGGUGGAAAUUUUCGAGUCGUCGCCGCCGGCCCCCAAGCGCAAACGAACCCGAUUCAGCGAGCACCGGGACGAGUACGCUCCCGUGCUGACGUCGACGGCAAAGCGGCAAGCAAUCCAGGUUAUGAUCGAUGACGCCGACACGAUGGAGGAGGCUUUGCAACUGGCGAAAACAGCCGGGCUCGAUGAUGAGGGCGUGCGUACGGUCACCUACAUGAUGCACCGGAAGCUGAAGGACCUGCAGAAGGUCUUCAAGGCCAGAAUUGCGGCAAGCCGCGCCGGCGAAUACGACCAUCCGGAUCGGAUCAAGCGCGCCAAGCCCUUGCCAAAGACGUACGGCGUCCGUGACUAUUCGGCCCUGUCGCGCUACAACCGGCCCGGCGCGCAGCGUGCACCACUUCAGAAUCAGCCGUCGCCGUGGCAGGUUCCGCCCACUUUUUCACAGCCCCCUCCACCAGUGCGGUUCGCGCAUCUCGCCCAGCCGUCCUACCAUCAACAGCCUCCCCAAAUGGCCGCCCCGCACUACCAGCAGCAGCAGAUGCCGGCCGUUCCCCCGUACGGCGCCUCCCCGAUGGUCCAGCAUCAUCAAAUGUCCUUCUACCAGGGCACCAACCUGCCGCCAUUGAAUGGACACCAGCAGAUGCCGAUACAAACGCACGUCCCGCCACCGUCGAUGACAAUUCCGCACCCGGUCCCGCCCCAAGUCGCCAUCCCGCAACCCCGAAUGCAGACACUCGCCGAUGUUCUAUCGAGGCCCUACGAGACGAUCGAGAUCGUGUCCUCAUCGCCAUCCACCUCAACAACUAGCGCCAACCCCGCCUACCAGGACCAGGUUUUUGAGCGUGAGGUGCAACGCCGCGUCGAGGCCGAGCUGCGCAAACGGCUGGGCGGCGAGUCGCGCUCGGUGGAUGAGCAUGACUUCGAGAAGCGCAAGGAUCAUCACUGGGGUCUCAUCGAGACGAAGGAGAAGGCCGAGCGCAGGGUGGCCGGGCUGGAAGAGCAGAUCCAGAAAAAGAAGGAGUUUCUGCUACAACAAAUGGAGGCCGAGUCGAAGGCGAAGCGAGCACGAGAAGAAGAGGAGCGUCAGAUGGCCGAGAUGAAGACCCGAACGCAGGAGGUGUGGCGCCGCGAGGUCGAGAAUGGAGUGCAACAAGCCAAACAAGCGGCCGCCGAUGCGUAUCGGGAGACGUUGCGCGAGCUCGAGCGAAAGAAGCGCAACGUGGAGACCGAGCUGCGCAUCCAGCAGCACCGCCUCAAGAACAACGUCCGCACGCCGAAGGUCGAGGCCGUGGUUGUUAGGCAGCCAUCACCACCCCCAUCAACUUCUACCGCCUUGCCGAGCGCCCGCCGCGCCGGCUUCAUCAAGGCCGAGGUGGUCGACCUGACGUCGGAGGAUGACGUCGAAUUCAUCGAU